Messenger RNA from Drosophila virilis, 3500 nucleotides. It is a transcript of the gene goe, whose product is annotated as gone early. The record is from RefSeq and is a predicted model, not a curated record. Gene Ontology annotation, molecular function: metalloendopeptidase activity. Gene Ontology annotation, cellular component: plasma membrane. Gene Ontology annotation, biological process: proteolysis. Lineage: Eukaryota; Metazoa; Arthropoda; Insecta; Diptera; Drosophilidae.
UUUCACUUUAGUACUCAUUGAGAAAGCAACGCUUCGCGACGUGAGCCACGCAGUGGACGGACGUUUGUUAUUGUGCGCGUAAAAUUGCAACUGUUUUUUUUUUUCUUUAUUCAAAUAUAAACGCAUAUUAAAUUGUUGGUUUCUUUUUGUGUUUGUUUUUUGACUGUGUGCGUGUCUAGAAAGUGCAUGGCUCGAAAUGAGAGUCUAAGUUGAGAGGCUGUGAGCGCCCAUCAAAGUGUGCGAGAAUUGAAAAAGCAACAAUAAAAACAAAGCGUUCUUUUAGCGUGUAUUUAAUGUGCGUCGUGUGUUAACAAUUAUAAGUAAAUGCUGCUAAGUGUUUGCUGAUUACUCUUUCAGCAAUAAAUACUAUUAACGAGAGUGAAAUAGCAACAAAAACAGCAACUAAUUCAAAUAAAAGUUAGCCUAAAAUGCGCUUAAAUUAGCGCAGAUCAAAGUAUUCUUUAAGGGACAGAGUGCUUUAGAGACAGCAUGGCCCUGAAUCAGGGCAAGUAUAAGCCGACAAUCUGUGCCAUCGAUGAGGUGGACGAUCGCAGCUACAAGCUGCACACGAGCCAGGAUGACGAGCGCAUCGACGGCCACGGCAGCAAGCAGCAGAUCGAGGGCAGCGAAACGGCUCCGUUGACCACCAAUCAACAGAAACUGCAUAUGGAGGAGGCUGGCCUGACGCCCAAGGAGUUGGAGGCGGCACGCAAGGAGGCGCUCAGCGAUGACAGUGCGGUGGGCGGUGGGGUAACGCCCACAGCGAAUACACCCAACUCGACGCAUGCAUCCGCCAACGGACUGAGAGCCUUGCUGCUUCCAGGACGACGCUCCUUUGACGCACUGAUGAGCCUGUCGCGCAAGCGACGCAUACUAUAUGUGGCCACCGCCUGCCUGUGCGCCCUGCUCCUGGUGAUCAUCUUCAUGCUGCUGGCCUUUUGGCCCGAGGUGCCAUUUUACAUGCGUGCACCGCUCUGCCUGCAGCGGGAGUGCGUCGAAAGCAGCCGCCAGCUGCUGCUCUGGGCCAACACAUCAAAGAGCGCCUGCCACGAGACUUACGAGUGGGCGUGCGGCAACUUUGCCGACGAAUACGCCAAAGGCGAUUACUAUGUGAUUAAACGAGGCGAAUGGAACUACAAGACUUACAAUGAGUAUCAGGAACUCAACGAACUGAAUCGCUUCAUAUCCAUGCUGCCCAAUGUCGCUGAGCGAGCCUAUUCGGUGGAGUCUACCAUCAGCAGUCUCUAUCGCAACUGCCGCGACAUCGACGCCCUGGACAAGAGUCAGUCGGAUCUGCUGCUCAAGCAGGCCAUCAAAUCUGUCGGUGGCUGGCAAGCAUUUUCGGCAACAAAUCGGCUGCAAAACUGGGAGUACAAGAGCGCCCUGAAGCUUCUGCAGGCCAAGUUCGGCAUCUUUCCCUACUAUCGCGUUAGCGUGGAGAACAGCUAUAACAUGCCCUACGACUACAUAAUAACCCUGGACGAGGGCCAGCUGGGACUGCCGGACAAGUACUUCUAUGGCCCCGAUGCCGACGAGGAGGUGGUGCGCGGCUAUAAGCUGCUCCUGCGCGACUUUGCCAUCAACAUGGGCAUGGUGUCGCGCGAAGCGGAUCUAUUUGCGGAUGACAUCUUCUAUUACGAGCGCCGCAUUGUCAAUCACAUUGAUGCCGCCAAGGGUAGCGGCGAGCGUCAGCAGAACAAGCUGCUCCGGCUGGCCGAGCUCAAGAGCAUAGCGCCAUCGCUCCCCAUUUUGGAAUCCCUGCAGGCCAUUUUUACCAACAUAAGGAUCACUGAGGAGACGGAAGUGCUGGUGCGCGACGUGGAAGUAUUUCACGAGCUGUCGACGCUCAUCUCGACCUCAGACAAAAAACCCAUUAACAACUUUAUAAUUUGGUCGCUGGCGCGUGAAAUGCUGCCGCAUCUCUCCAAGGAGUACCGCACGCUGGCGGAACACUUUGAUCAUACCAUCUAUGGGCGCACGGCCAGCUAUCCGCGUUGGCUCUUCUGCAGCCGGGUGGUGCGUGACUGGGUGCCCUUUGCGGUCGACGCACUGCAGCAGCAGCCGCCCAAGCAGCAGUUUGAGGCAGCGUCCCAUAGCCGCAUGAGCGAUGUCAACGGCGGGCUUAACAAGACGAUUGGCAACGAGAAGUUCCUGCAGCUUAUGUUCUACAGUUUGCGCAACCAGCUACAGGAUUCGCUGGCGCAGGCGAGUUGGCUAGAGCCGACAGCCCGGCGAUUUCUGCACAAGAAGCUAGCCGAAAUGCGGCUACAGUUCGGCAUACCCAGCGAGGUGCUCGAGCAGCCCGACUACAUUAGCAACUACUACAAUGAUCUGCUGCUGAGCAAUUUGAAUUUCGUGGAGCACCUGGAGUCCAUUUGGACAUUUCGCCGAUCGCGCAUGGAGAACAAGCUAAAGCCCUUGGGCAUGCUGGAUGUCAUUGUGUCCGAGAUGUACACGCGGGAUAAUCCGCAGCCCAUUGCCUACUCGAACAAGCUGAAUAUGUUGCUCAUCUCGCGAGUGCUGGUCAGCAACAACUACUACGACUAUCGCUAUCCCGUCGCUGUUAACUUCGCGCGCAUCGGCACGGACAUCCUAGAGACGUUGAUCAACAAUUUCCCCACCUUUCUGCUGCAGUUCAAUGCCCAGAGCACGGAUCUAAGCGAUGCUGUGCCAGAAAUUGAAUACGCCCAGCCGGAUGUAAGCUGCCUGUCAGCCGGACAGCCGCCACGUCUCGCUCAUGAGCUGCGCAGCUUCUCGCCGGAAGCCCUUAAGAGCUUCCAUGUCACGCUAAGCGCUGCUCGCACCGCGGCUCGAGCGUUGACCAGCUUUGUGACGGCCAUCGAUGCUGGCAGCGCCAUCCAGGGCGCUGGCAUCGAUCAGGCGGUCACCUAUGAGGCGCUGGGACUCACCCGGCGGCUGCGAGUGCCCGGCCUGCGUUCCUACAACGAAAACGAGCUCUUCACGCUGGCGUACAUGCAGCAGCAUUGCAGUACAACGAUUGCGGACAAGGACUAUGCGCGCAUCAAGCCGCAUGUGGAGCGCCAGUUGGCCGAGCGCUAUCUCUUCAACGCCACCUGGCAGCACAUACAAUUCCUGCCGCGCUCUACGAACUGUGCCGCCUCGGAGGUCAGCUGCUCCAAUUUGCUGUGAGGACAUCUCUCUGUGGCUAGUGUGUACGAUUCCUUAGUUCGGCCAACAUAUUUAUUGUACUUUUUUUUUGAGUAAACCACACACACACAAACACACAUAGAUAUACGCUCACAGGCGGACACACAAAUCACACUAAACUUAGUCUGUAAUUAAGCUAUAAACCUAGUUUAUGUGUUAUAAGUAGUAUUACUUUAAAAAAACAUUUGUAACACACACAACCACUGUUGACAUCACACAUACACACACACACACACAUGCAUAUGAAUAAUUGUGUGUACUCUGCAAUUGCGACAAUUUGUUUAAUUUACAAGUUGAACUACACUUAAAGCACGUUUGCCUGCUCGACAACA